Messenger RNA from Aureobasidium musti, 1611 nucleotides. The record is from the annotation of a GenBank genome assembly. Lineage: Eukaryota; Fungi; Ascomycota; Dothideomycetes; Dothideales; Saccotheciaceae.
AUGGCAGCAGUACAGACUCCUAUCUUUCCAACAACCGUAAUCACCAGCGACCAGCUCAAGGGCAGCUUACCCAAUGCCACGAUCGACGAAAAUGUCGAUUGCACUGCAAUAGCCACCUCAUGUAUUGCUCGCCUCGAAAACCUGCAGCAAAGCGACCUGACCGACGAUGCGAUAUGGAGAGAUUCUCUCAGCAUUACUGAACAUCAACGAACAUUCAACACUGCAACUUCCAUCAUCGCAGUCUGGAAUGAGCUGAAGGCUAAAUGUCAACCUCAUAACUUCAAACUCGUACCACACACUGCACAUGUCUUCAGAUUGGGACCUCGGCCAGUUUGGCUCACUGCUGCUUUUCGGUUCGAGACUAAAGGCGCUCAUGCUGCCGAAUGUUCGGGCCUGUUGAACAUGGUCCCGGACGAAAACGGUCACUAUAGGAUCUGGGUCUUCGGCACAAUGAUCGAGGAACUCAAGGAUUUUGGAAACCCAGACAGCUUCCCUGACCCAAAGUUCACACCAGCUGCAGACCUCGAAGAUGGCGGCGAGAUUGAUUGUAUCAUUGUCGGAGGCGGGAUGGCUGGCCUCUGCGCAGCAGGUAGACUGCACGCACUGCGCGUUCCCUAUCUCGUCGUCGAACGCAAUGCUUCCGUUGGCGACAACUGGACUAAACGAUACGACUCCAUCCAUCUGCACCUCUCGAACAGUUACAGCGAGAUGCCAUUUCAACGUGUGUACACUGACAAGCCAUACAAUCUCGGCAGUCGAGACUUGGCCGAAGGUAUGCAAAAUUACGUGGACAUGCACAACAUUCAGAUUUGGCUAUCAAGUUCGGUGGACCAAGCACGCUGGGACGAAGACACCAAGAGCUGGAAUGUAACUGUGAGCAAAAAAGGACAACUUCAGAGACUCAAAGCAAAACACCUCGUCAUGGCCAUUGGAGGCGGCUUAGACGUACCCAGAUAUCCUGAGGAAUAUGCCAACCGUGACGAAUAUCAGGGCACCGUAUUGCACUCAAUCGACUGGAAGAACGCAAACAGCUUUACAGGCAAGAAAAGCAUCAUCAUCGGCUCCGCCAACAGCGCCAUCGACAUAGCUCAAAACAUGGUCGACAGCAACAUGUCAGAGAUAACCAUAGUCCAACGCAGCACCACCCACGUUGUAUCGACCAACGUCUUCUAUCCCUUGAUCGAUCCCCUCUACAAUCCACAAAUGGAUUUAGGGCUUUCGGACAGAUUGAUGAUGACACAGCCCUACGCAGUCAAAGUCAAAUCAGGCAUCUUACCUACCUCCUUCACAAAAACCGGUCUCCGCUUCCAAGAUGGCACACAAGUAGAUGCAGACGUAAUAGUCUACGCCACAGGCUUCAGAAGCAACCUCCGCUCAAGCGUAACCUCAAUAAUCGGCUCUUCUACCGCCGCCCACCUCGACGAUUUCUUCGGUCUCGAUGCCGAAGGAGAAAUCAGAGGAUUGGCUAAACCCAUUGGUCGUAAAUNNCCUGGGAUUUGGUAUUUUGGAGGUGGGACCGCGAAUGCUAGGUUUACUUCUAGAGUGCUGGCUAUGCAGAUUGCUGCUGAUGUUAGGGGUAAGCCGUUUGUGCCUUAUACCGCUUCACCGUAG